Messenger RNA from Amaranthus tricolor (Joseph's coat), 1184 nucleotides. RefSeq names its product putative glucose-6-phosphate 1-epimerase. The record is from RefSeq and is a predicted model, not a curated record. NCBI's taxonomy places the organism in Eukaryota, Viridiplantae, Streptophyta, Magnoliopsida, Caryophyllales, Amaranthaceae. Gene Ontology annotation, biological process: carbohydrate metabolic process. Gene Ontology annotation, molecular function: carbohydrate binding; isomerase activity. The transcript has 7 exons. The coding region runs from base 95 to 1078 and encodes 327 amino acids.
UAAUAUGACAUUGAAGAAGGAAGGACCAAGACUGCCGAUAUGAAAAACCCCAAAAAGAGGAAAAAGCCAUUGAAAAUUGGCCAUCACGUUAACAAUGGCGGCGUCGUCAAGUAAACAAAAGAAAGUAAAAUUUGUAGAUCCUCCUCAGUCACCACCACUUGUUCCGGUGGAGCAAACUAAAGGCACCAAUGGCCUCGACAAAGUCAUUCUUCGCGUUCCUUCUGGCUUCACCACCGAGGUGUACUUUAUGGGUGGUCAAGUGACUUCUUGGAAGAACGAAGUUGGACAGGAGUUGCUUUUUCUAAGCAAGAAGGCUAUCUUUAAGCCCCCAAAGGCAAUUCGUGGAGGAAUACCAAUAAUAUUCCCUCAGUUUCGCAACCUUGGAACGGCCACUCCUCAUGGGUUUGCAAGGAAUAGAAUUUUCAAGAUAGAUCCUUACCCAACUCUUCCUCCAACAUCUAGUAAAGCUGAUCUUGAUUUGCUUUUAACUCCUCAUGAAGAUGAUAUGAAAUAUUGGCCUUUUCGUUUUGAGAUUCGUCUGAGAGUGAGCUUGGGUCUUAAUGGAAAACUGACGAUGAAAGUCCGCAUUAGAAACAUUGAUGCCAAGCCCUUUAAGUUUACUUUCGCUUUUCACAACUAUUUCAAUGUAUCUGAUGUCGGGGAAGUAAGAGUAGAAGGACUAGAGACUCAAUAUUACUUUAAUGACACCAUGAAUAAGGAGCGUUUAACUGACCAAGGAGAUUCCAUCGUAUUUGAUGAAGAAGUUGACAAGAUAUUUAUCGAAACACCAGAUAAGAUUUGUAUUCUGGAUCAUGAAUCCAAAAGGACUUUUGUCAUAAUUAAAGAAGGAUUACCAGAUGUUGCGGUUUUGAAUCCAUGGGAAAAGAGGGCUAAGGCAAUACCAGAUUUAGAUAACAAGGAGUACAGAAAAUUUGUGUGUGUGGUUCCAGCUAGAAUUGAAAACUCAAUCACACUGAAGCCAAAUAUGGAGUGGACAGGGAUGCAGGAACUACGCGCUGUUCCGUCUACUUGUUAUAGUGGCCUGCUUGAUCCUCAUAGUCCCGUAAGGAACGACUGAUAUAUCAAGCUUUCACUACCAGCUCUUGUCGAUGUCCGAAAUUACAUACUCUUCUGUUCCUUUGAAUUUGUUAUAUUAUUGAAAUUCAUGAUCUGAUUUUGACAAA